UUAUAUUUAGAAAUUUUUAAACAACUCGGCGACCUAAAUUUUUUGUUUGAGCGCUAGGGUUUUGCGAUUUGUACAGAAGCAGAGCGGGCUAGCGAGAAAGAACGGGAAAAACAGAAAGAGGAGAGGAAACAAUGAGCCGAAGCUUGGGCAUUCCGGUGAAGGUACUACAUGAGGCGUCGGGCCACGUGGUAACGGUGGAGCUCAAGAGCGGAGAGCUUUACCGAGGAAGCAUGGUCGAGUGCGAGGAUAACUGGAAUUGCCAGCUAGAGAACAUCACUUACAUGGCUAAAGAUGGAAAGGUAUCACAGCUUGAGCAUGUUUUCAUUCGAGGCAGUAAAGUCAGAUGGACUUAUUUUGACAGGUUUAUGGUCAUACCUGACAUGUUGAAGAAUGCUCCUAUGUUCAAACGUCUGGAUGCUAAAAUCAAGGGUAAGAGCUCAUCUCUAGGAGUUGGCAGAGGCAGAGCUGUUGCAAUGCGAGCCAAAGCUCAAGCUGCUGGCCGCGGCACAACAGGUGGUAGAGGUGUUGUGCCAUCUGUUCGUAGGUAACUAUGUCAUGUCAAAUAGUUUCUAGGCUCUUCUGACAGGAGUACGGUUCAUCAUUGUAGUCACCUGAGAAAUGUCUUGAAUUUAAUGAUCAAGAUUGUAAUCCAUAUAUUUGAUGUAAAAGGAUAGGCUCUUAUGUUAUGUUGAGGAAAUGAAAUUACAUAGUGCUGAAGUUUUUUUGCCUGGAUCCAAGUGAAUGCUAAGUGUCUGUGUGCAUGUACUCAGGACUAUUAGUUUGAUCUUCUGAAUUUUAUACCUGCAUUGCGGUUUUGUGAUUAUGGGGAAAAAUGCAAGUAUGAUUGUAUCCUUUGAACCUGCACCUUCCAUGCCACAAGUCUUUUGGACUCCGUAUAUAUAUUUUUUUGGUGCUCAAUGGUCUUUUUAUAUUCAUUUGAAAGUUGGUAAUUGGUAGUCUUAAACCUACGCAUACUUAAACGGUCUUUUGGGAUUCAGUGUGUAGAAGAUGCACUUGUCUUGUGAAUAGAUGAGCCUAGGCUUUAGUACCAUAUGUACAGGGAACAACCUAUUGUUUACAUGGAAUGCCGAAAAAAGAGCAUGUUCUCGAUCAAAAUAUGCUCCAAGUAAUUUCGGGUGUCUUUGCCUUUCACCCAAAAAAAAAACAAGGGUCUAGCUACUUUUGAGGAUGAGGCUAGAUUAUAGGGCAAUCGAGUCAUU
Molecule: messenger RNA, 1220 nt
Organism: Durio zibethinus
Lineage: Eukaryota; Viridiplantae; Streptophyta; Magnoliopsida; Malvales; Malvaceae
Source: RefSeq, a predicted model, not a curated record